This is a messenger RNA of Auanema sp. JU1783, 2340 nucleotides long. The record is from the annotation of a GenBank genome assembly. Lineage: Eukaryota; Metazoa; Nematoda; Chromadorea; Rhabditida; Rhabditidae.
AUGUAUGAUGAGGAAACCGUUCCUGUUGGAGCUGGAUACAGGCUUAUCAUCAGCUAUCUAUAUGAUAUGAAAGAACUGUCUAGUCAGUUGGGUCAAAUCAAUAUGAAGUUGAGUGUACAAGACAUGCGAGAUAAAACGUUAUUCGCCAUUGGUAGCAAGAAUUGGCCCGUCCUUCAAUCUGAAUUUCUCAGGAUCUCUGAUCAGAUUGAGAAGAAGCGUAAACAGUUAGAAGAAAUGGAGAUUAAUAUGAUGGAGGCUCUUGGAAAAAAAGAUGAUAUUGAUGAUGAGAAUGCCAUGGACAUGUUGAGUAAGACGUACGAGAUCAAAGAGGAGCUCGACGGACUCAGACUUGAACUAGUCAAAAACAAAGAGAAACUUGAUGACACAACAAAGAGAUUCUCGAGUAUCACCAGCUGGGCAACGAAUUUAGUAUUAGUGAGUGAUCGUCUGAAACAGUUGAAUACGUUCUAUAUCAUCCCCAUGAAUGAACUGAUAGCUAUAUGUGAUGUGCAUCUUUUCGAUUUCACUGAGGAGAAUCUGAAUCUGGACGAUGUGCAAGACAAGCUAUCCGAGUUGUUCUGGUUGAAGCUUAAAAACAUUUUGUUAAGGGAACAUCGUAUGAUCUUCAGAUUCAUUUUAAAGAAAAAAUGUUACUUGGAGAAAAACAUCUCGUUGACCAACGAGAGUCUCAAAGAUCAUUCUGAUAGCUUGGACGAUCUUCACCAAUUGUCCAGCUUCAUUCGAAAAGCAGACUGCAGGCAAUCAGGAAGCUUAGUGAGAGAGUUUGGUUCGUUAGACUGGCAAAGAUUUGUUUGCGAGAUCACCAAAAGUUGUUCUUAUCAGUUUCUGUCACUUCUUGAGAAAACCUCUACGAUUAUAAGUCAGAGUUGUUUGAAGCCUGAGUGGAUAGUUCUGCACAUUUCAUGGAGUGAAAUAGGAGACAGUCGCCUGAAAAAUAUUGAAACCGAACUGCGGAAAAAUGAGUCAACACAUCCUGAUUUCCGACUUAUAUUUAGCUUAAACUUCGUUAAAGAUGCCGGAAGAAUUGGUUGCCGAUACGUGCAACGCUUCUGUUUGUCUGCUCUGCCUAACUUAGAGUCAGUCAUUCGCUCAAUCUUUGACCUUCAUCACACUAAACAAGCCUUCGAUCGUCUUUCGUUUGAUUGCCAAAAACAAUUCCUACAACUCAUAUGUUUGCAUUAUGGAGCAUACAUUCGUUGGCCGGAGGUGUUUCAGAUGGAUGAUUUGACGUACCUGCUGAACCUUUAUCAAGAGAGUAUUCAAUCCCUUAUUGACACUGACCAAGACCUUCGUACUGAUCAUUUGUACGAAGGUGUAGUAAAACCUUUAUAUCUAACUAAACUAACCACGAAGCAUGAGAAGAGCAUUUUGGAAACAAUUUUCUUAUGGAUUUUCCAAGGAAUAGGAAAGACCGAUGAUGCCUCUUUGCGGAAAAUACUUGGUGGUCAAUGGGCUCUGGAUCCCUUGUUAGCGAAGUUGCGUCAUACAAAUGAUAAACUUCUGAGUGGGUAUUGCUCCCAAUUCCUCGACAUAGAAUCGGAAGCUACCAAAGCUGAGAUAUUGUUGACAACAAAGUUCAUGUUGGCAAUAGAGAAAGAAUUUCAUAAGUCAAUUGCGAGCAUCUCUAAAGGAAUGAGAACCUUUGGACUUACGGGGGUAGAAUACUUGAACUACGAAGUAGAUUAUGCCGAGUUCAGUGUUCGGAAUGCUCUCAUACUGGAAUAUCGACAAGCUAUAAAGGCUGGAGAAUUUGAGAGAGUUCAUUAUAUAUCCUCCAUUCUCAAGUCGUCAGAUUUCUCGUCUAUCGACGUCCGGUAUAUCCAGAGUCCCCGACGUUUCUUGGCAAAGAUUAGAGCUCAAUUCGCUCUCUCUAAAAGGUUACCGCUGAGCGAAGUGGAGAUACAGUCAUGGCUCCCAAUAAUGGAAGCACAAAAUAAAAAUUCUCAGACAACAUUAAAGUUUACAAACUGCCUAUUGUGCGGAGCGCGCAUUGAACACGGCGAAUUAAAAGAAUAUUGGAAAAAGGAAUGGGAGCAACAUAUAUCGAUUGGCAUCAGAGCAGUAAAACGAAAUCUGAUUUCGAAUGAUGAUCAACAACGAAAAGUUUGUAAUAAGAAUGCAACCGUUCUGUGCGCAUGCGUUUCGUUUGGAAAAAAUAUCCUGAGCAAGGUUGAUCCAUUGGUUUGGUUGUAUGUAUUCCAGGUCCUACCGGUGUUGACGAAAGAUGGAAAAGUACUCUGCAAUGUAAAAAUUCGCACAAACUAUCCGCAGCUGCAUUGGAAGCUGCGUGGUUCGUACAUCAAGACGUGGAUGAGUUAA